Molecule: messenger RNA, 936 nt
Organism: Puntigrus tetrazona (Sumatra barb)
Lineage: Eukaryota; Metazoa; Chordata; Actinopteri; Cypriniformes; Cyprinidae
Product: gastrula zinc finger protein XlCGF8.2DB-like
Exons: 2
Coding region: 58-936 (292 amino acids)
Biological process (GO): negative regulation of transcription by RNA polymerase II; regulation of immune system process; regulation of cytokine production
Source: RefSeq, a predicted model, not a curated record
UGAACUGAGAUCUUCUGCUUUGAAGAUGAUGUUUGUUAAAGAGGAGAGUGAGAGAACAUGAUUGAACCAGAAACAUGGAGAAUAAAACAAGAAGAACCAGAAACACUGAAGAUAAAACACGAGGAAGCAGAAACCUGGAGAACAAAACAGGAGGAACAAGGAGGAACACUUUUGAUGAAAGUGAAAGAGGAGAGACCAGAUCUGAAUGAAGUGCAGGAGAAACCUGAAGACACUGGAGAAACAUCAGAGAGCUGCAGCAUUCAGAAAGCAGACGUCAAAAGGCCUUUCAGCUGCUCUCAGUGCGGAAAGAGUUUUAGACAGAGAGCAAGCGUUAAGAAUCACAUGUUAAUUCACGCCGGAAUAAAACCUUUCAGCUGCUCUCAGUGUGGAAACACCUUCACGUGUAAAGCAAACCUUGAGAAGCACAUGUUAAUUCACGCCGGGAUAAAGCCUUUCAGCUGCUCGGAGUGUGGGAAGGGUUUCACAAGUAAAGAUACCUUAAGACUCACAUGUCCAUUCAUAGGCGGAAUAAAGCCUUUUAUUUGCUCUCAGUGCGGGAAGGGUUUCAUAUCGAAAGGAAUCCUGAGGGAUCACGUGUUAAUUCAUACUGGGAUAAAACCCUUCAGCUGCUCCGAAUGUGGAAAGAGUUUUACACACAAAUCAAGCCUUAAGAAUCACAUGUUCAUUCAUACUGGGAAAAGGCCUUUCUCCUGCUCUCAGUGCGGAAAGGGUUUCAGAGAUAAAGCAAACCUUAAGGACCACAUGUUCAUUCAUUCUGGGAUAAAACCUUUCAGCUGCUCUGAGUGCGGAAAGACUUUCACUCAGAAAGGACAACUUAAGAUUCAUCUUGUAACUCACUCCUCGGAAAAGUCUUUCAGCUGCUCUCAGUGCGGGAAGAGCUUUAAAUAUAAAUCAAACCUUCAGAGGCUGCGUUGA